Molecule: messenger RNA, 2102 nt
Organism: Rhincodon typus (whale shark)
Lineage: Eukaryota; Metazoa; Chordata; Chondrichthyes; Orectolobiformes; Rhincodontidae
Product: zinc finger protein 239-like
Exons: 2
Coding region: 365-1177 (270 amino acids)
Biological process (GO): regulation of transcription by RNA polymerase II
Molecular function (GO): RNA polymerase II cis-regulatory region sequence-specific DNA binding; DNA-binding transcription factor activity
Source: RefSeq, a predicted model, not a curated record
GAGCAUGCGCAGCUGUGUGAUGGUAAUGGCGCCGACGAAAGUUGCGGAUCGACAGUCGGGAGUUAGAAGAAGAUCUACAGGCAGGAAAAUCAAACUAAUCAUUCUAUCAAGAUCUAUACCAUGACCUGAAUAUCAUUGACCUUUAAAACUGAAAGGGGAAAUGUUUUUUUCUGUGAGCCAGAAAUGAUUUCAAACCUCAGUGUGACUGGAAAUGCAUGAGAACACACCUAUUUGCCAGAGCAUCAACUGUACAAGAAGCUCUACGCAGUGAUACAGCUUGAAAGAAAAUUGCAAUGUUCACAGCAGAGAAUAAUUCCAGGGGAUUGUAUGUGGUAGAGGUUUCGAUAGAUAAUCCAAUCUCGAAAUGCACAAGGACACCCACACGAUGGAGAAACCGUGGAAGUGUGAGAACUGUGGGAAGAGAUUUUGUUAUCCAUCUCAGCUGGAAAGUCAUCGACGCAGUCACAGCGGGGAGAGGCCAUUCACCUGCACCCAGUGUGGGAAAGGAUUCACUCAGUUAUCCAAUUUAAAUAAACACGAGAGAACUCACACUGGGGAGAGGCCAUUCACCUGCUCCAAGUGUGGAAAAGGGUUCACUCAGUCAUCCAAUUUGGAUAAACACCAAAGAACUCACAUUGAGGAAAAGCCAUUCACUUGUUCUGAGUGUGGGAAAGGAUUUACUCAGUCAGCCAACUUACUUACACACCAGAGAACACACACUGGGGAGAGGCCGUUCACCUGCUUUCAAUGCGGUAAAGGAUUCGCUCAGUUAUCCAGCUUACAUAUUCACCAAAUAACUCACAGUGGAGAGAAACCGUUCUCUUGCUCUGAGUGCGGGAAGGGAUUCACUCAGUUGGCGAGCUUACGAACACACAAGAGAAUUCAUACUGAAGAGAAACCAUUCAAUUGCUCUUUGUGUGGGAAGGGAUUCACUCAGUUAUCCAACUUACAUACGCACAUGACAACUCACACCAGAGAGAAACCGUUCACCUGCCCUGAGUGUGGUACGAGAUUCACUCAGUUAUCCAGCUUACAUAGACACAAGAGAAUUCAUACAGGGGAGAAAUCAUUCACGUGCAUGGAGUGUGGAAAGAGAUUCAGUCAGUUCUCCAACUUACGUAGACACAAUGAGAACACACACAGGAGAGAAAAUAUUCAUUCACCUGCUCCAACUUAACGAAACACAAGCAAUUUCACGUUUGGGAGGAGCUGUUUACUUUCAAUCCAAUCUGCUUAUAUGAGAGAGUGAUAAACAAUCUUUUGAAUGGUUGGACUAUGGGAAGUGCUGUAAAAGUUCCGGGAACUGAUGUACCAACAGGUUCACACUGAUGAGUGAUAGAUUAGGUGUUGUCUCUGAGACUGGGUUCAAGUGAUCACAUUACUGCACUCUGCACAAAUGCACUCACACUGGACAAUUGCCAUUCACAAGGCUGCUCCAGGUGUGGGAAAGAAUGCAGUCUAUCAUCCUAACUGUUGAGACACUGGCAAGUUCACAGUGACUACAGGAGUUGAAUUCCACUAUUUUUGCUGUUGUUAGUCACAUCCAGGAUUGGAAAGGUAGACGGGCCCUCAGGAGCAUGAGAAAUGUUUCUCAGCCAUUCUAUUCUGUGGUUCAGAGCUCCUAGACAUAGAACAGAAGCUCCUAUAUAAUUGGAGUCUACAAGAACAACUGUGAAUGCUGGAAACAUGCUGAAAAAAUAAGAGAGUGGUGUCAAACUGAUCUGUUCUUACUGAAAGCAAAAUACCAGGUUGAGUUUCUAGUCUAAAAAUGGCUGUGUUCAUUAUGGUGCAUUGAUCUGAAACAUUUGUAUGUCAUUCCUGAUUCAACUGUUCAAAAUCUGCAAUGAACACAACUUGUGUUAAUGUAGAACCUUUUGCAAUAAAUAUCAUAAGGUGUUUCACAGAUGAUCCAAAUCUUAGUUGAAGAGGUAGAUUUUGUUGAAGUGAGAAGUGUAAGGAUAAUGUUCCAAAGUUUGGGACUCAGUAGCUAAAGCAUAGCCUCCAAUGGUGGAGUGAUGCAGAUUGGGAUAGGAUGAGGUGAGAGUUUGAAGAACACAGGGAUCUCAGAGGAUUUUAGUGCUGGUGGAAUCUUUAAAAAAUGU